Messenger RNA from Chelmon rostratus (copperband butterflyfish), 3869 nucleotides. RefSeq names its product refilin A (gene rflna). Gene Ontology annotation, cellular component: actin filament bundle. The record is from RefSeq and is a predicted model, not a curated record. Gene Ontology annotation, biological process: negative regulation of bone mineralization involved in bone maturation; skeletal system morphogenesis; actin filament bundle organization. Gene Ontology annotation, molecular function: filamin binding. Lineage: Eukaryota; Metazoa; Chordata; Actinopteri; Chaetodontiformes; Chaetodontidae. Bases 346 to 1008 code for a protein of 220 amino acids. The transcript has 4 exons.
CGCAGAGCGGCGCAGAGGAGCUCUCAUCCAGCUCGGUGCCAGACGCGCCGUCGACUCUCUGUUUCUGCGCCACUUUUUCUGCGUUUUGUUUGGUUUGACAGUCGGGCGACUUUAAACUUCACAUUGGUUUCAACAUUGAGGGUUUUUAGAAGUUUGUUUCCGACUUUUCUCGCCUGGUUGGAAUAUCUUUCGGGACUAAAGGUGGACACUUGGUGGCGACGCGCAGAAACCAUCUAGAAAAAGUUCCUCAGGACUUUAUUUCGGACGCAGCAGCGCGUCAGGAGGAAAACUUGUCGGUGCGACUUCGUCUGGAGUGUUUUUUUUUUGGACUGAGCCGUCCCAGAAAUGGUGGGGCACCUACAUUUACAAGCGAUGGAUGAUAGUCUGAAAGGAAAGAACCGGGAAGGGCUCCUCGACAGUCCGGAUUCGGGGUUGCCCCCCAGUCCCAGCCCGCCCUUCUGCUCUCUCUCUCCGGGUCUGAUCGAGUCGCGCUCCGGCAGCUGCACGACGCCCGUCGAGAGCCAUCAUGGAUUUUAUAAAAAGGAAAGCAGAGAAGGCAAACUGCUGCCGUACCUGCUGCUGAACUCCACGGGAUCGGACCCCAAGGCUCGCAUGUACCCCGUGUUCUUCGGAGAGAGCAUCGAGGUCAACCCCAAACCAGAGCAGGAAAUCAAGUGCAACUCAGAGGUCAAGUACGACUCCGACAAGCACUACCGGGACCAGGUCUACUGUGCCCCCGUUCCCACGGCCACCUCCUUCAGCGAGACAGUGGUGGCGGUGCGGAACUGCACUUGGAGGAGCUACAAGUCCCAGGUGUACCUGGAGCCGCGGCAGAAGCCCAUCAGCUACCAGAGCACCACCAUCAUCUACCCGAAACACGCCAAGAACACUUACCGCACCACGCUCAACUACAACGCCACGGGCUCCCGCCGCUGGUUCGUCUCCACGGUGCAGCUGGAGUCGAGCGAGGACACUAGUCCCUGCAUCAUCUACACAGAGGACCUGUAGGGUCCAGCCUGCACUGGGCGGGGGCUACCUGGUGAUCACCUUAUUUUGUUUUGGAGGACGAGGAACUCGGGAAGGCCCUACUGAAAGGGAAAUACUUCAACAGAGCCCCUAAAAACCCUGCCCUGUUCAUGUCGACUCACCGUGGAGGAACCUCUGGGAAGCCUUUAGUGAUCAUAGUCAUCUGAGUGUAUUUCGACUUUCUACUGAUGCAGUCUUUAAAAAGGGAGUCGCUCCUCCGGCAGUUCAGAGCUGCACGUCAUUGGUUAAUGUCUUAUUUAAUACAAGAGCUGACAAAUUGGUGGCCUUCAGGUUGGACCGUCGCCUCAGUGCAGUGAAGGCAACAGAUCGUAGAAGUCUGCACGUAGAGAAAAGUCGAGGUGACGCGAUUUCAGCCGAGCCUGCGCAAACCCAGUCCCACCAACGCAAAGCUUCAAUGCAGCUUUAUUGCACUUCUUUUAUAUAUCUCAGUCCUCUCUGUGGACAUGGCCUCGCGGGGAGGGGGGGGGGGGGUUCAGCGCUGCAUGUGAAAAAUUGGACCAAAGAUAGUUUGAACAAUUUAUCUCUUUUUAAUAAAUAAGAACCGUUUCAACUAACCCACAUUAAAACAGCAGCUUGUCUAGUUCAGUCAAACGUUUAACGAAGUGUCCUGAUUAUUAUGAAGCUGAAGGACGACGGCACAAUAACCACAGACCGCCUGCAGAGAUGAACUGAAUGCUUUGGUUCAGAUAAUGGAUGGAGUUAGGGGUGUUUUGGUGAACAGGUUCUUGUUUUGUGUCCAGGAGGUGCUGAAGGGCUGCAGAGCAACACGCAAUUAAUGAAGUUUGGAAAAAAAACAUCCUUAAUUAUAAUUUAUUCUGAGUUUAAAGUUAGAAACUGAGUUAAUCUGCUUCGUCAGGACUGUGUGGGUGUAGGACCACGUCAUCUACAGUGUAUCAUUGCUUUUUCAAUCAGUUUGUCUUUAACCUGCUUUUGUGCCAGAUGGUGAAGUUUGUCCCACAGGAAAGAGACAAAAAAAUGAGACACGUCUCUGUCCCAGCUGUGGACAAACUGAGGCAGAGACACUCACUCGUCCACGAGUCAAAUACAACAGCUGUCUCAGCUGUCUGGAUGCUUCAGUGUAACAAGCACUCAGCGUCGCUGUUCUGGACUGGGGGGCACCAGCUAUUUGUAAAUCUAUCGCUAACUUUGUGCUAAAUUAACUCGUCAUCAGUUUUAAACUCAUGAUUUAUUAACUCAUGUUGCACCAUUAAAACAUCUGCAGCUCUGUCCAAAAAUCACCAAUCUAAACAGGAAGCCACUGCAGCAUCACAACUCGCAGCACAACGUCCAAAAAUCACUGUUUUAAAGGGGAAACAAUAUUAAACUGAACUGCUUUUACAAAUGUAGGUAGCUAAUAUAUUAGCUUUUGUUUAAAGUGCACACAUCGAGAAAUAUAUGUCUACAAUAACCAAUUACGCUAACCUAGCUAACAUCAUUUCGUCAUAAAGUCUGAUAUUAUUAGCCUAAUGUCAAGAAUAAAUAUAUGCAUUUGUUAUGCUAACAUAGCUAAUGUAAUUUGGUCAUGAAGGCUAACUUUAUUAGCAUAAUGUUAAUAAUAGAAUGUGUUUAUUAUGCUAACCUAGCUAUUGUAAUUUGGUAAUUAAGUCUAACAUUAUUAGCAUAACGUUAAUAUAGAUAUAAUAUAAUGUGUUUAUUAUGCUAACUUAGCUAACACUAUUUGGUCAUUAUGUCUAACAUUAUUAUCAGAAAGUUAAUAAUAAAUAUUAUAGAAUAUAAUGUGUGUUUGUUAUGCUAACCUAGCUAACGUAAUUUGGUCAUUAAAUCUGACAUUAUUAGCAUAGCAUUCAGUAAUUUGAGGCAUGUUGUUACUUUGAAAUUUAAUUUAAAAUCUCCCCUGAUGUCAGUUCAGAUGUUUCAACCAGUUUCACGUGUUCUUAUUCUUCACUCUAAAACGGGUCAUACAUUAGCAAGCUAGCGUUAGCCUUGCCCGUUGGUUCAGCUAACGCUAGCUAGCAGCUACAUCUGUGCAGUUACAGGGCGUUUGUGUGCAGGUCUGUCCACCCGGUGAUCUCUUAACUAGGCUUGAAUUACGAAUAGCUGGUGACUCAAAGAGCCGUUUCCUGUUGUUUUCAGGUCGUAUCUGACAGUUUCUGAUCCAAAGUAGCUCAAAAGCAUCAAAAAUCAGAUUUCCCUGUCGAAGAUGUAAAAUAGAUUUUUAUCAUGACUUCUCUUUGUGUCUGUCUUAUAUAUUUAGAUUAUUGAACAUGGCAAAUAUUGAAACUUCAGACUUUACCUCAGAUUUUCUUAGUUAUCGGUUUUAUUUCAUUGCAAACAUGUAUUCCUGACUUUCAGCUACAGCUUGCGGUUUUGUUGUUUUUCUAGUUUGAAACGCCCUCCGGGUUUAUGGUGACGGUCGAGACGAGGGGCCGAGGCGGUGCGUCGGUGCUGGGUUUGAAUGAGGGAACAGGAAGUAGAAACACAAAGAGGAGAAAAGUCUAAAAAGUCUAGACGAGAAGAAGAAGUGGUUGUGACGGCGGCGUUUUAUACCAAACAGUUAAGUUCCUGGUGAGAUGAUGGAGCGUCGCGCGAAGUGUGGAUGGUCUGUGAAAUGUCAGAGAAAGAUGACAGGAAGUCGUUGGGUGUCCAGUUUGAUACGUCGCUGGUUUUAUGUGAGAUACUUUUGUUUCCUAACACUUGAUUUUGUUACUGUAAAAUAUUUCCUGUUGUAUAUGUGGCAUCGAGGCACUUCAUAAUUCUUUAUAUUUUUGUACGUCAAUCAUCGUUCCUGUUCUGAUCAAAGGAAAUAAUUUAAAAAGAUGUAUAUCCUAAAUGAAUAAAAAAAAGCAGUUCCCAAAGCCUGA